AUGCCUCUCGACGACCGCAUACGGCAUUUGCCGAUCGACGAUAAUCGUCUACGACACUUGCCCCCAAUGGCUUCUUCACCACCCCCUCCGAAGAGAUACAAGUCAGAGUCUACGCCCGCCAGUGAUGCCGGUCGCUCAAGGUACUAUCACUCCCAGUCCGUUUCCACGAGUGAGCGGGCCUCCUCGCGACAAACCUCCACCGCCAUGGACAUUUAUGUCAUUACCGAUCGAGAUCCAUCGGAGAGGGACCGCGAUCGCGACAAGGAUCUUCGUGUUGGUCGUUUCACCAGUAAUGGCUCGGUCGCGUCUCAUUCAUCCCUCAUCUCACACGCCUCGCGCCCAUCACCACCGGUCAUCAUCAACAAUCGCAAAAUACCCGAGAAAUACCCCCCGGUAGAAGAGAAUGGACGCCUCUACCAUGGUUAUCACAAGGGCAUGUACUUCCUCCCUUGUGAUGAAACGGAACAGGACCGACUGGAUAUCUUCCACAAAGUCCUGACCGUCGCUCGCGCAUCGGAUGGGUUGAUUUAUGCGCCGCAUCCCAAUAAUUCGCGUAUUCUGGAUCUAGGUUGUGGGACGGGCCUCUGGUGUAUCGAGGUCGCCAAUAAAUACCCUGAUUCCUUUGUGGUCGGCACCGAUUUAUCACCCAUUCAACCGACCAAUCGGCCCAAAAAUUGCGACUUCCAUGCCCCAUUCGACUUUGAGGGGCCCUGGGCGAUGGGUGAGGAUUCCUGGGAUCUGAUCCACCUGCAGAUGGGAUCCGGGAGCGUGCAAAGCUGGCCAUCCCUGUACCGACGCAUCUUUGACCAUCUUCGUCCGGGGGCCUGGUUUGAACAAGUGGAAAUCGACUUUGAGCCUCGCUGCGACGACCGUUCGAUGGAUGGACUCGCCUUGCGUCACUGGUACAACGCCCUGAAACAUGCCAGCGAAGAACGGAAUCGACCGAUCGCACACAGCUCCCGCGAGGCCAUUCGCAACUUGCAAGAUGCGGGCUUUACGGAAAUUGACCACCAGAUAGUCGGGUUGCCGCUGAACCCCUGGCACAAGGAUGAGCACGAGCGCAAGGUGGCUCGGUGGUACAACCUGGCCAUGUCCGAGAGUAUUGAGGCUCUCAGCUUGGCCACCUUCUCCCGGACCUAUCAAUGGCCAGUCGAUAAAAUUCAGCGUAUCGCGACCGAUGUCAAGUCAGAAGCGUUCAACAAGGACAUUCACUGUUAUAACGUCCUCAAUAUCUACCAGGCGCGCAAGCCGCUUGCCAAUUAG
Penicillium pulvis is the source of this 1263-nucleotide messenger RNA. Its product is annotated as class I SAM-dependent methyltransferase. NCBI's taxonomy places the organism in Eukaryota, Fungi, Ascomycota, Eurotiomycetes, Eurotiales, Aspergillaceae. The transcript has 2 exons. Gene Ontology annotation, molecular function: methyltransferase activity. The record is from RefSeq and is a predicted model, not a curated record. The coding region runs from base 1 to 1263 and encodes 420 amino acids.